AUGGACAACGAAAAGAUCAUCACCGAGAGUCAGGCUACGGACGACCGUGGUCUAUCAGUCCACGUGGCUCCCCUAGAUGCCGUCCCAAAGACAAGAUGGGAACGAAGCUGGCCUACCAUUGCUUGUGGCGCCGGGUUGUUCUCAGAUGGAUAUCUGAAUAGCGUUAUUGGGUCGGUCAACACAAUGCUCAAAACCAUCUACAAGGAUGAAUACGCCAAGUCGGACGCUCAAAGCAAUGUCUCCUCCAUCGCCUUUGCCGGUACUGUACUGGGACAACUGGUCUUUGGAUACCUGUCAGAUCACUGGUCACGGCGGCAUUCGCUCCUCAUCUCCACGUUCAUUUUGAUCAUCUUCGCCGCUCUCGGAGCCGGAUCAUACGGAGCCGGAGGGAGCAUCCAGGGGCUUUUCGCUGCCCUGACUGCCUACCGGUUUCUGCUCGGCAUAGGAAUUGGCGGCGAAUAUCCCGCGGGCUCUGUAGCCUGCGCCGAAGCCACAGGAGAGCUGAAACGAGGCCACCGAAACCGCUGGUUCAUCUGCUUCACGAAUCUAUCCAUCGACGUGGGCUUCGUUGUCGCCUCUUUCGUCCCGAUGAUCCUCAUGUUGAUUUUCACCGAACACCACAUGAGAGCCGCGUGGCGGGUGGCCUUGGGAUUGGGCGUGAUUCCGCCGCUGUCUCUCUUGUACCUGCGAUUCAAGCUACAAGAACCCGAAGAGUACAACCGGAACAAGAUGAACCACUACCCGUAUUGGCUCAUCCUCAAGUUUUACUGGUGGCGCCUGGUCGUCGUAUCAUUGAUCUGGUUUAUCUACGACUUUUCCGCAUACUCGUUCAGUAUCUACUCCUCGUCGUGGCUGGCCUUCCUGCUUCCAGCCGACGCUCCGCUGUGGAAGACCUUCGGCUGGAACACGGUCAUCAAUCUGUUCUAUGUCCCCGGGGCCGUGGCGGGAGCGUUUCUGUCGGAUUGGAUCGGUCCCAAACGCUGCCUCAUCCUCGGCGUCACGUUGCAGGGCAUCAUCGGCUUCAUCAUGACCGGCAUCUACAAGCAUCUGGACCAACCAUCCCAGGUCGGCGGCUUUGUCGUCAUCUACGGCAUCUUCCUCGCCCUAGGUGAAGUCGGUCCUGGCGACAACAUCGGGCUGGUCGCCUCCAAGACGUCGGCCACUUCGGUGCGAGGCAUGUACUACGGCAUCGCCGCCGCUUGUGGAAAGAUUGGCGCCUUUGUCGGGAACUACAUCUUUCCCGAUAUCAUCAAGGCUGCCGGCGACGACGUCAUCAAGCAGGGCCAGUAUCCCUUCUACGUCUCCAGCGCCCUGUGCAUUUUCAGCGGCCUCAUUGCUCUGUUUUGUCUCCCGGAAAUCGGUCAAGAUACUAUCACCGAUGAAGACGAGAGGUUCAGAGCUUAUCUGGUCCAGAAUGGCUACGAUGUGUCGACUCUGGGAACGAAGAAAUACCGUGAGGAGACGAAGGCGGCUACCAGCGGUUGA
Messenger RNA from Capronia coronata CBS 617.96, 1485 nucleotides. RefSeq lists its product as uncharacterized. Gene Ontology annotation, cellular component: plasma membrane. The record is from RefSeq and is a predicted model, not a curated record. Gene Ontology annotation, biological process: transmembrane transport; carboxylic acid transport. NCBI's taxonomy places the organism in Eukaryota, Fungi, Ascomycota, Eurotiomycetes, Chaetothyriales, Herpotrichiellaceae. Gene Ontology annotation, molecular function: carboxylic acid transmembrane transporter activity. The transcript is spliced from 2 exons. The coding region runs from base 1 to 1485 and encodes 494 amino acids.